Penicillium canescens is the source of this 681-nucleotide messenger RNA. RefSeq names its product S-adenosyl-L-methionine-dependent methyltransferase. The record is from RefSeq and is a predicted model, not a curated record. Gene Ontology annotation, molecular function: methyltransferase activity. NCBI's taxonomy places the organism in Eukaryota, Fungi, Ascomycota, Eurotiomycetes, Eurotiales, Aspergillaceae. Bases 1 to 681 code for a protein of 226 amino acids. The transcript is spliced from 5 exons.
AUGAUCGACCCUUACAACAGUGCUAUUGAAUAUCUUUUGAGAGAGACGACGACACGGGUCGAAAAAUAUGCAUCCUCAGGAAACGAGUCAGCUCGGGUUGAUGCCCUUGACCAGUGUCUUAAGUUGAGUCGGGCUCUCGAAAAGCCAAAGGAUGCAGUUUUAAAGCUCUCUCUCUCACCUGUUCUAUUCAUGGCCGUCAAAGUAGGCCAUGAUUUGGAAAUCUUCUCCAGGCUAGUGAAGUCCGGCCCGGCUACGGCGAAGGAACUCGCCGUCACACAAAAUGCAGAUCCUGCCCUACUUGAGCGUAUCCUACGGACUUUGGCGUCCAUCGGAUACGUGGAGGAGCGUGGCACCGAACUAUAUGCACCAAGUCCACUAUCUUACGAAAUGACACAGAGAACUACCAUUGGAAUGAUGGACUCACUGUUCCGCGAAUGGCAGCGAGCUAUUACUCGGGCUCCAGAAUUUCUCCAAAUUGCGGGCUAUCGGAACCCUGAAGAUACACGGGACGAGUCAAAAGACCAGCUUCUACUGGUUGAUUUGGGCGGAGGUCGUGGUCACGGUAUAGCGUACUUCGCUUCGCGAUUUCCAGAUGCGCCAGGGCGACUCAUCCUGGAAGAUCUUCCUCCUGUUAUCGAUUGCAUAAAGUUUGGAUCCAAAGAUAGAACGAGUCAAGCAUGA